Ectocarpus siliculosus is the source of this 1990-nucleotide messenger RNA. NCBI's taxonomy places the organism in Eukaryota, Phaeophyceae, Ectocarpales, Ectocarpaceae. The record is from the annotation of a GenBank genome assembly.
AUGCUCGCGUCUCCCCCGGGAGGAGGGGAGGAAGGAGGAGGAGGAGUCGGGAUCAACGUUCUUAGGAAGGGGGGCGGUGUAGUUGGUGGAGACGAAGAGGUGACGGCGGAGGGGUUUGCGCGAGGCGUGCAGGAUAGCUGGAGGGUGGGGAAACGGGGCUGCGAUAACGGUUUCGUGCUGGUGGCUUCUCGAGAGGACAGGAGCUUCGCCAUAUCAGUGGGCAAGGGUCUGGAGCGGUACCUCCCUCCGAGAGACCGCAACGCGGCUCUGAACGCGAUGAAGCCGCUGUUGCGCGAGGGCGACUGGGACGGCGCCGUUGUGCUUGCGCUGGAAGAGAUUCACGGCCGCCUGGUCGGGAACCUUGCAAAGGCAGCCGGCGGCGGCGGCGACGGCGGCGCAGGGGCUUUGUCCUCUCUUGGAUGGGGCUGGGAAGACCUGAAGCGAUGGGCGUCGGACGGGUGGGGGGGUAGCGGGGGCGGCAGUGGUAGCGGCGAUGGUGGUGGCGGCGGCGGUGGCUUCCGUGGCUUCCAUCUCGGUGGCUUCGAGAAUUUUUUUCGUGAGAGCUGGAACGUGGACGUCCCCCCUGGCUCUGUGCUGCUGGCGUUGUCGCUGCUGUGGGGAGGGGCUACCGCGCGAGCCUCUCUGCAACGGAGGCGGUACGACAGAUUCGAGGCUAAGCUGGCUGGGAUCGAGGCUCAAAGAGCGAUGCUGCCGCUUUCAGCCGCCGGCGGAGGUUGGUUGGUCGGGCAAGACGCGUUGGCGUCGCGGGGAGUGUGCCCGAUCUGCCUAGACGCCUUCUCGGAAGCGGCGGAUGGUAGCGGAGCCGACACCAAGGGGCUGGUGGGCGCGGACGGGAUGCCGGCGGCGACACUGCCUGACUGCGGGCACACAUUCUGCCAAAGGCCUUCAGGGGCGAGCGCAAAUCCCGGUGUGUCGAGGACGGGGAGGUUGGGCGAGACCGGCGGUGAGCAGGCAAGGGAACGGGCGCGGCGGGAGGCCGCGUUUCAGCUAGCCUCGCUGGGGUCGCAGUACCCCAAGUUCUUGGACGAUCGGACGGUCAACAGGUGGCUCUCCAAGGACUACUCCUCCAGCUGGAGCAGAGACCCGAUGCUUGCGCUGAACCGCCCCCAGGAUACCGGCUCUGACAACGGCCGUGUCGGGGGCGGCGGCGCUAGGAAAGGAAGCGGGUGGGUCACCAACGGCUCUAGGGGGCUCGGUGGUGAGGAGAGGCGGUCAUACGGAGGCGGCUCUUCGUCCUCCGCUACAGGAGGAGGGUGGUAGAAAACUGUGGGAUAAUAGAGGUAACGCACUCGGCAGUAGUAGUUGGGUGGACAAUUUUUAUGGCGAUGGCGCCUGCGGCUCAACUGUACUCUUCCGUCUCGAUGACAAUAAAGUUGUGAUAAGAGGUGACGCAUACAUCAGUAGAUGGGUGGACAAAUGUAGUGGCCACGGUACCGGCGGCGGCUCAUUUGAACUCUUGCGUCUCGACGACAUACCGCCGUGUGUCUGCGGCUGUUGUUGUUGCCAAUGAGAAGCGUUGGUUAGGCCAUGCGGCGGGAUUCUUGGUGAGUUGUUACACCGGCCGCGAGGUCAACUGUCGUCGCCCAAGGUGCAUUUUCAUAUUUUUGUAGAGGCAGCUAUCAAUAGCUUCGUUGCAGCUCUCGUAUCAGCAGUGGUGGCAUUUAUGUUGUUGUCGCACGCCGACGUCUGUACCAGAAACCCGUCAAUAGAGGGUGGCAAGCAGCGCUUCGCGAAUCCUGCGCGCCGGCUUCGUUUAAGGAAGGGCCUAGCGGUUGUGGCAGGCGGUGGUCUAGCUUUCCGGUCAACUCGGUUUGCCGCGUGUACAUAUUUCGAAAUAUAUUCCAGUUCCGUGGGAUGGGUUGAUGGAGGGUCGCUGAAGCAGUGGCGCGAACACGACCACACGGUGUUGUACAUACAUUAAUUUGUCGAUACGGAGUACAUACGUAAGCAGGUACGUUGCGGAUUUUGA